Messenger RNA from Electrophorus electricus (electric eel), 3108 nucleotides. It is a transcript of the gene rassf5, whose product is annotated as Ras association domain family member 5. NCBI's taxonomy places the organism in Eukaryota, Metazoa, Chordata, Actinopteri, Gymnotiformes, Gymnotidae. Gene Ontology annotation, biological process: signal transduction. Gene Ontology annotation, cellular component: nucleus. The record is from RefSeq and is a predicted model, not a curated record.
AGCAAUGGCGUGGGUAACGUUAGAGCGACACCUGGCUCAGCACCAUCUCGACUCGGAAAAACUCUUCUUUAAGAGAGCGCUCGAGGGACAGCAGUUAACCCGCAAAGCGCCGCGUGACAUAACGACAGGCAAGCGCGCGGCAGAGCCGGUUAGCCCCGCAGGCGCAGCUCCAGCGUCGCGCGCGUCAACAGAGCACACGCAACCUUCAGGCGCGGAGCGCGGCGCCGGUACCGCCGGACCGCCACGUGGUAUGGACCGCUCGAGCGGGGACCGUGUCCGGGUCUCCGAAACGCCCGAGCGUGCGUGCGUAAAACGCGACGCGAUCGCGGACGAAGAUGGCACUCGCGUGGUGCAGCACACCCGCGCUGACAGAGGCAACGUGAACGGGAACAAUAACGGUACCCCCGGAGGCUCUGCUUCAGGGCGUCGGAGAGGUUCGGGGAAGGGCACGAGCAACCUCAGCGCAUCCGCAAGUACGAGCGCGCUUUGUGGUCCGUCGCUCCGCGCCGGGGGGCGACGUCUGUCGUACCACGGGGACGUGCUGGAAGGACUCCAUCUGGACAGGUUAACACGGGGCAAGACGGGUGUGGUAAAACUCAUACGCAACGAGCGUCCGAGGAGGGAGGUGUGGUCCAUCUUCAUCCAGGAUGACCCCAGAGUGAAAAAGGAGCACGGGCAGGGACACCUUUUCGCCCCCGUGAAGGCCCUCGUGGACUGGUGCGACGCGUGCAGUCUCCGGAUAGAGAGCGAGGCGCUGAGAUGCAAAUACUGCAGCUACACCUGUCACCUGCACUGUGAAGGCCUUGUCCGGCUGGACUGCCACCAGGGAGAAAGCCAGACAGAGGGGACACCCACCAUCGCCCCCUGCAGGUCAUUCUCCAACACGCCUCCACUGAAGAACGCCACUAAGGAAGAUGAGGAUGAGAAGUCCCUCACAGAGGAAGAGAUCCAGGCCAAGAUAGAGGAGUACAACUCCAGAGUGUCCGAAAAUGGAAUGAAAUUAGCGAAAAACGGAAAUUACACUGGUUUUAUUAGGGUCCACCUGAAGCUCCGGCGUCCCGUGUCCUUGCUGCCACCCGACGGGAAGAACCCGGGGUUCAGCGCAGCGGCUGACGAGCGGGACAGCCGCACGUCCUUCUACAUGCCCAAUGAGUCUGUCAAGCAGCUCCACGUGAGCAGUAGCACCACGGUCACCGAGGUGAUCCAGGGCCUGCUUAAAAAGUACUUGAUGGAGGACAACCCUAGCAAGUUCUCCCUGUACCAGCAAACGCACCGCGACGGCCAGGAUCUCUUACAGAAACUUUCCGGUUCUGAGUACCCACUUGUCCUGCGGCUACUGGCAGGUCCUGACCCGGAGAACCUCACAUUUGUGCUGAGGGAAAACGAGACUGGAGACGUGGAGUGGCAUGCAUUCUCUGUGCCUGAGCUGCAGAACUUUCUAGCCAUCCUAGAGAAAGAGGAGAGGGAGCGUUUGAAUGUGGUGAGGCAGCGCUAUGUGAACUACAGGAAGAAGCUCCUAGAGGCUCUUCAGGAGGUCCAGAACAAGCCUGACUAGGAUGGGGCCAUACCCUGUCCCUCAGCCCACCUGGCCCAGCACGAGGCCCCCACAGACUCCUGGAAACUUCUCGAAGAACUCCCCAAACCCUCCAGUCAGGACUCCACAAAUGCCCUCAGCAUGCCUCUACAACACGACCUGUGCCCUACAGAGAUAGGACCGGGCACGGGUGCGUGGUGAGGGUGGGGUGUUACCAGAACAUGGGAGCAUGGGGGCAUGAAGGAUCAAAACAAGUGGGUCUCUCAGGAGACAAGUGGCACACUGGCAGAGGGUCUGAGACAGGGUUUCUGACUCACGCGGUUUGUAUCUUGGAAAAAAAGAUGCGUGUGUUUGCUUGUUUGUUUGUUCGAAUGAUUUGAAGUCUUGAGUCUGUCAAUUUUUUCUUUUUAUUGCUGCUGCUGCUACUGCAAGUGUGACUUUCUCAUCGGGAUUCAGCACUAGCAUCCCUGCCGUCUGGGUUCAGAGCGAGAGGGGGGAGGGGUAGUGGGUGCGACUACAGGAGGAGAAAUACAAUUUACAAGGUUAUAAGAGUCUGUGAUCCUAGAGGUGAAGAAGACUGAUGUAAAAGCUUAAAGCUCCAGGUCAAACACAAGUCACAUGGCCAUUAGGCUAACUGUAAAAAAAAAAAAUCAACACGCUUUUUUUUUUUCACUCACUCCUGAGAACAUCUUGGCUAAUACCGUUGUAUACAAUGUGCUGAAUUCACUCCCUAAACUUCUCACCCUCAAGAAAUCAACGUCAUUCGGUAGAAACUUCCUCGGUUACAUUUGCGUGUCACCCAAAUCAGCAGCUCCUCUUCAGCCAGCGGUGCCCUCCAACAAACAGAUAUUGUGUACCAUCCAUUGUCCAUGCAUGUGUGCAUUUAAAAAGCAUGACCUGAAGCAGACGUCUCGAACUGCAGCCUACAGAAAUGUGAAAUGAAGUGUUCAUGACUGUUAUAGAGAGAUUGGUCUGUGGGACUUGUCAGAGGAAGUGAGCUUCUCACCUGCUGUGGUGUAGCAUGAAGGCAUAUGAAAGCACCAACCUUAGCAUGCAGGUGGCACAUGAAACCUCUCUUCCCUCAACCUGAAGUUGAACGCCGCAAGAGAGCGUGCAGUUCCAUAGGUCUGAGGCCAGAAGGAUCAAGACAUACCUGGAGUCCGACUCGUAGAAGACUGCCUUCUUUUGGACUGGCUUGACAUUUAGCACCCAGUAACAUAUUUAAAGUAGAAAAACAGCGCACUGAACAUUAGCGUCUGAUCUAACGUCUGCGGUCCCACUGUGAGAGAAUUGGCAAAUGGGCAAAUGGAGGCUAUGGACUGUGAUUUCAUAAGAUGAAAAAAACACCAUAAAUGAUAUUACACCAAAGCUAAUUGAGACAUAUAGCCCUUGUAUUUUUAAAUUUUCUCUUAAAUAGUGGGGGAUAUGUCUGAAAAUGUAAAUUGCUUGUUGUUGAGUCUUCUAUCAUCCAUGCACCAACACACACCACUAAGUUAGAUGCUAGGAUGAAUAAGAAUCAUGUGUUGAGUGCCAUUUGUGUUUUUUCCCUCUAUUCUUCUGUUUUGGAAAAAAAA